Molecule: messenger RNA, 1244 nt
Organism: Olea europaea var. sylvestris
Lineage: Eukaryota; Viridiplantae; Streptophyta; Magnoliopsida; Lamiales; Oleaceae
Exons: 5
Coding region: 168-1244 (358 amino acids)
Source: RefSeq, a predicted model, not a curated record
GUGUGGUGCAACAAAUAAAAGUUAGAGAGAGACUCAAACAUUUGAGAGAGAAAGGGGGAGAGAGGGGUGCAAAACCUUGCACAAACGAGAAGAAACUCAACUUUAAUAUCCCCUCAGCCCUCUUCUUCUUCAAAUUCUUGUAUACUUUCCUGUUGUUAAGUUGAUCUAUGAGGAUCAGGAAGCGUUUUGCACCGUCUUAUUUUUCUUCGGAGCCCCUUGCAGAUCUCCAUCUCAACCAAUCACUGUCAAAUGGAAAUCAAGCGAAGCCCGAAUCCGAUCAGCCCUCAAAUCCUCCACAGCAGCCUUCCGACCAAAAUAUGGUGAUAAUCAAAUGGGCACUGCACCCUAAUGCUGCUAUAACUGGAAAGCGAAAGGAAAUGGAAAGUGGGGAGGAUGAAGAGAAGCCCAGCAGUGAUGAUAUCAGGAAUGCAAGAAUUUUAGUUCAAGAAGUAGAUAUCAAGUUUCUGCAGCCAUCUUCUUCUUCUGAUCCUGCAGAUGGGAGAUGGAGAGAAGAAGAUAAAAUAGUUCCAUUGAAGAAACGAAAAGGAACCCUGAAUAGAUGUGCCAGCAAUGAGACAUUGACGAAGGCGAGGAUGAAAUCGAAGACAAAUAAAAAAUGCGUGCAAGAAAAAGCUGAUCAUGAUGGAAAUUAUUGUCCGAAUAAGAAGAGGGCCAAUGUUAUCUUGGAGGGAUCCCGGUGCAGUCGGGUUAACGGGAGAGGAUGGAGAUGCUGCCAACCGACCCUCCUUGUGCAUGCAUCACGACACACCAAAGCUCUACCUUACGGGAUGCUUCUCACAAAAAUCUUUAAGCAUUUUAAUGUUUCAUUGGACGGUGAAGAUUUUAUAAAAUUACGCCCUAUCGAUACUAUUUACAUUCAGACCUUAAAACGAAUGAAGAUAGUAAAGGAACAUGGGCAAUGGGUGGCUCAUACGAAAGGGUUCGAUCCUACCUCUGGUCCAUCCACUCUCCUAUUUGAAGAUGAAGCUGAAUCAGACGAAGAAGUACCUGAAGUUCCUGCCCCCGCAUCUGACAUUCUAGGCUCGAGUGUGCCUCCUCCUUCCCGAGAGUGUUCCACCUUUACCGAGGAGCACUAUAAUCUUUUCCAUGGGUGGAUUGAUUCUCUUACCUCAUUGGUUGACGGCAUGGGUAGCCUACUUUUCCAGAUGCAGGCUCAGCAGAUAUCUAUCCAAGACCGACAGUUUGAGAUGCAGCACCAGCAGCUUGAGAUACAGCAACGAUAG